Rhinocladiella mackenziei CBS 650.93 is the source of this 3651-nucleotide messenger RNA. RefSeq lists its product as uncharacterized. Gene Ontology annotation, biological process: positive regulation of establishment of bipolar cell polarity regulating cell shape. Gene Ontology annotation, molecular function: protein binding. The coding region runs from base 1 to 3651 and encodes 1216 amino acids. The transcript has 2 exons. Lineage: Eukaryota; Fungi; Ascomycota; Eurotiomycetes; Chaetothyriales; Herpotrichiellaceae. The record is from RefSeq and is a predicted model, not a curated record. Gene Ontology annotation, cellular component: plasma membrane of growing cell tip.
AUGCAUCUGUUGUCGCGGUUCGGCCCACUGGCUUCGACCGCCCUGUUAUUGCUUCCUACGCGAGGAGCCUCUCAGACAGUUCCUCCGCCUAAUCUUGAUCUGGACUCGCUUGGGGAGGUCACGCUCGUGGGCGAUUUCGACGCAAUCUCAGUUUACCAGUCACUUGGACAGCAACAAGGGUUUAAUAGUAAUGGGACGCAGUCGGUUUUAUCACAAUUACCAAAUGGAGCCUUCGAGGUCCUUGCAUCCACCGAUGCCAGCAUUGAGACCAUGUGUCCCUUCGUGCUGCAAGAUGGCACGUUAUCAGGCCUCGUCGUGGGAGGAAACUUUACGAGUAUUGGCGGUGUCGCGUCACGAUCGGUCGCCAUGUUGAACACAACUACUCUGGAAGUGAACCCUCUUGCAGGGAUAGAAGGAACAGUCUCGGCACUCUAUUGCGAUCAAGACACAGAAACAGUCUACGUUGGAGGGGCGUUUGAGGCAGAUAAUUCAAGCAACGCGAUUGCGUGGAAAUCAGGUGGCUGGACGAGUCUUCCCUUUGAAGGCUUCGACGCUCCUGUCAGGUCAAUCACCAAAGCUCCCAACGGACAUAUCGUUUUUGGUGGAUCGUUUACUGGCCUGGGAAAUGUAUCGUCCAAUUCUCUGGACGAUCCGGAGACUCAGGUCAUCAACCUUUCCACCGCCGACGUUACCGCAGAGGGGAACACCACCACUGCCGGCGUGGGUGAUCCAAGAAAUAUUGUUUGCCCGUCGAACAGUUCAGAUGGUUCCUCCACCUUUUUGCUCGCGGACAACACUCCCGGUUCGUGGCGGGCCGAUUUGGCCUUUGGCUUCGAACCUACCAAGCUUCGGCUGUGGAAUACUAAUCAAGACGGACGAGGCACCCGAACCUGGCGCUUCACCGCUCAUCCUAUCAAUGGAAUCAUGAACUUCACCUACACCGAUCCCGAAACCGGAGAUGAGGCACAUUGCGAUGCGAGGUGUCCACUGGCCCAGAAUUCCUCUCUGCCAUAUCAAGAUUUCUUUUUUGUCAACCUUGUGGGAAUGAACAGCUUCACCAUUUCUAUUUCGGACUGGUAUGGAGAAGGAGGUGGACUGGACGGGAUCGAGUUAUUUCAAAAUGACAUCUUCUCUUAUGCCGUCGAGGCAUUCAAUGAACCCACCUGCGAAACUACCGGUCUGAGAUCCGAUGCGACGGCCACCGGCCCUUGGUAUACAACUCCCUCCAGGCAAAGUGUCUCGGACUAUCUGAGCGCGGUGGUGGGCCCGACAACAGUCGGCACCACUUCCAUCGUUUUCCAGCCAGAUGUUCAAAAAAGCGGGAAUUAUUCUGUUAUUGUCUAUACUCCUGGCUGCCUUCAGGAUAGCUCCUGCUCAGCACGUGCAGUCGUCAAGGUGAAUGGCACCCUGACCGAAGAUGGAAGUCAAUCCUUCAGUCAACUGGUUUUCCAGACCAACAACUUCGACAAGUAUGAUCAGGUAUUCUCCGGAUACGUGGACGCUACCAGUUCAAGCUUUCGACCAUCGGUGACGCUUACACCAUCCGGACUGCAAAACGAUCAACUCAUUGUGGCAUCCCGUGUCAAAUUUGGAUUCAUCUCGACAACUGGAGGCCUCAAUGGCUUGUUUGAUUACGAUCCCAAUAGCGACUUUGUCGAUACUGAUUUCUCACAAUCGGCAAUUAAUAAUGCUGGAACUAUGCUUAAUCCUAAUGCAGACAUUUUAACGUUGACAGCCCUCGAUGAUACAAUCUACGCCGCUGGUCGAUUUUCGGACGACUCAUUCAGAAACAUCAUGGUAUUCCACGACGACAACGCCACGUCUCUGCCUGGUGGUGGGCUAAAUGCAGCAGUCUCUGGCCUUUUCAGCCUGAGAGAUUUCUUGUACAUUGGUGGUAACUUCACAAACACCAAUCAAGAUGGUGUGGAAGGCUUGAACAACGUCGCCGCAUAUCAGUACUCGACAGAUACUUGGGUGCCGCUCGGUGCUGGCCUCGAUGGCUCCGUUGAAGCCGUUGUACCUAUGCCACUGAAUAUUUCCUCAAAUGGCUCAGAAACAGUGAUUGCUUUUAGUGGUUCUUUUAGUCAGAUUCGGGCAUUUGGGUCUACUCCGGCAACACCAGCCAACGGUUUGGCCAUCUGGGUACCAUCAAGACAAGCGUGGCUUGAGACUCUCGAUAUUGAAAAGCAAGCUUUGGUCGGACGACUCUUUGCUGCAUCUUUUCUACCAAAUAAUACCUGGCUCGGCGCGGGAACAAUCGCUUCGUUAGGAUUUGCCAUAAGCGGAGCCGCCGGUAUGCGAUCGCAAUCUGGCGAAGUUCAACUUGAACCGUUGCCCAUUGAUAUCACUCCAAGCACGACCCAGUCAAUGCUGAGGAAGCGAGCUGUUCCAGACCCACAGAAUGCGACUGGUAUCAUCACUGGAACAUACUACAGUGGAAAUGGCCAAAACGUGACCAUUUUCGGUGGUCAUUUCGCUGCCUCUGCGACAAAUGGAUCCACCAUAGAGAAUCUCAUGUUCUUGAAUGGCUCCAACGACAAUCUUGUUACAGGAGCACCUCCCGGUCUUGAGUCAAACUCGACGAUAACGGCACUAGCAAUCUCCGGAGAUUUACUGUUCGCUGGUGGCAGCCUGACCGGUCAAGUCGACACGACAAGUAUUGCAGGUCUAGUUCUCAUCGACAUGACCACCACGGCCUAUCGGACAAUCCAGCCGGCGUCCCUUGAGGGCCCUAGUGUUGUCGUCAAUGCCAUUGCACCACGGACAAGUACGUCAGCAGUGUAUAUUGGUGGAGCCUUCGAUCGAACUUCUCAAGGCCUUUCUUGCCCCUCCGUCUGCAUGUAUGACACCGCCACCAAUCAAUGGAAUACGGUUGGAACUGGAUUGGAAGGAACAGUUUCGGAUUUGUUCUGGACUUCUAGUUCGACUCUUCUGGCUACGGGCAACUUGACAGUUCAAGGCAAUCAAACAUCGUUAGCCUUGUACGACACCGACAGCCAAACAUGGGACGUGCCUCCCAAUUCCGUUCCUGGACCCGUGACAGCCUUCUGCCCUGCCACCAACAAUGCGGAUCAUAUGUGGUUAGCAGGUACAGCAAACAAUGGAUCAACAUUCCUAAUUGAAGUUGAUGGAGAUAACACAAGACCAGUUGUGAAUGCAUUCAGCACUGGUACCACUAUUUAUGGCUUGCAAGUUAUGCCCUUGUCUAAAAACCAUGGUUCGACUCCGUUGCUUGACGACGAUCAAGCUCUGUUGGUCACAGGUCAAUUGAACAUCACCAACUUUGGCAGUGCUGCGGCAGCACUGUUCAAUGGCACCGAUAUGAUGCCUUUGAUACUAGCUACUACCUUGGAUGGAAAUCCUGGUACUAUUAGUCAAGUCUUCACGUCCGAGACCAACACUCUCAAAUCAAGUGAUCGUGGCCAUUCCAAAGGCAUUGUCAUACUCGUUGCUCUCUGUGCAGCAUUGGGUACGAUAUUCCUUAUAAUAUUAAUUGGCAUCAUCCUGAAUCGCAUUCAACGUCGGCGUGCGGGUUAUAAGACCGUCCCGAAUGUUCCAUACGCCGACAAACAUUCAAAUAUCCAUCGGGUGCCUCCGGAAGCUCUAUUGGGCGAUCUAGGUGCAAAAACACCUGGUGUACCUACGGUGUAA